Messenger RNA from Hordeum vulgare subsp. vulgare (domesticated barley), 814 nucleotides. Its product is annotated as fibroin heavy chain-like. The record is from RefSeq and is a predicted model, not a curated record. The transcript has a single exon. Lineage: Eukaryota; Viridiplantae; Streptophyta; Magnoliopsida; Poales; Poaceae. Bases 1 to 618 code for a protein of 205 amino acids.
AUGGCUUCUCACGUGAAGGCCAUUGUGUUCGGCGCUGCCGUCCUGGCAGCAUUUGUUCUCGCGGCCGAGGGCCGCGCUGCCCGGAAGGACCUGGGGCUGGGCCUCGACCUCGGCGGCGGCGGCGGCCUCGGGGUCGGCACGGGCGGCGGUCUGGGAGUCGGCACGGGCGGCGGCGUGGGGAUCGGCUCAGGGAUCGGUGUCGGCAUUGGCGGUGGCGGUGGCGGUGGCGGCUCUGGCUCCGGGUCAGGGUCCGGGUCUGGGUCUUACUCAGGCUCUGGGUCAGGCUCCGGCUCAGGUUCCGGGUCUGGGUCUUGGUCUGGCUCAGGCUCAAGGUCGGGCUCUGGGUCGUCGUCGGCAGGGUCAAGUGCGGGCUCGUACGCCGAGUCGGGCGCGGGCUCGAACGCAGGGCCAGGCGGCGCAGGGUCGUACGCCGGUUCACGAGCUGGCUCCUACGCGGGCUCCAACGCCGGGAGCGGAGGCUCCGGCGCCGGCUCGUACGCCGGCUCUGAGGCGGGCUCGUACGCAGGGUCCGGUGCUGGCCCGCAUGGGGGGUCCGGGGCGGGCUCGUACGCGGGCUCCAGGGCUGGCUCCUACGCUGGCAGCGGGCAUGGCAAGUGAGAGUCAGCUGCAUACGCGCUCUCGCCACUCUACCGAAGUGCUAUAUUGUGUGUGUUUAAAAUGGAUCGCCUCCAUGCAGUUGUAUAAAUAAAUAAGUGUGGGUGGCGAACGAUGAAUAAGGUGGCAUGUGUAUUAGUGUGUAUAAUUUGCACCCAUGAAUAAUUCAGCACAUAUGAAGUAAGGAAGAUUGGUUUGA